AUGUCUGCGGAUUGGAAGAAUUUUGAUGUCUCAAAGAAAGAUGCUCAGAUAGCCCUGGAAGAGAUUGGCCAAUCAACCCAUAAGCAAUCCAGAGCUAUAAAAGCAGGAAAGGAAGACGGCACCCUGGUUUGGCUAUUGAAACUUGCAGUCCUGUGCAGCUGGAGACGUUGGCAAAAGAUAACCAGAGAGGCAGCCGCUUUCAGAAAAUAUCUUGUUGCUGAGCGGAAGGAGCCAGAAUAUCCUGGCGUAAAACAGGAAGAUGUUGAGCUCCCCCAAAUCAAAGAGGAGGAGCCAGAGCCCAGUCAGCAGGAGGAAAGGGAGGAGAAACUUCCAAUCAAAAAGGAGGAGGAGGAGCUGCCAUAUGUUAAAGAGGAGGAAGGUAUCAGCAGGUCGACUGGUGAGCCUUUGAAGAGUGAAGAUGGUCCGAGUGAGGCCAGCAAAGGGGUGGAGCCUCCAAGCUGCGGAAGCAGCAGCAGCUCAACAGAACGAUUGCAACCAGACAUUUUCAUUGCUCCACCAGACAGAAAUGGCGCCACGUCACACUCUCCUUACAAUAAUGAUGGUCAUAAGAAAUCUCACUGUGACAACAAACUCUGCAAAUGCUCUCAGUGUGGGAAAACCUUUGCUGAGCAGUAUUGUUGCCGCAGGCAUAUGAGGAACCACACUGAUGAAAAAUGUUUUUCCUGCUCAGUUUGUGGUCAAAGAUUCUGUCAAAAGAGCGCCUUCAACACACACUCGAGAACCCACACUGGCGAAAAACCUUUUUCCUGAUCAUUUUGUGGUCGAAGAUUCAGUCACAAGUGCCACUUAAAUACACACACAAGAACCCACACUGGCGAAAAACCUUUUCCCUGCUCAGUUUGUGGUCGAAGAUUCAGUCAAAAGGGCAACUUAACCACACACACAAGAAUCCACACUGGUGAAAAACCUUUUACUUGCUCUGUUUGU
Messenger RNA from Corythoichthys intestinalis (scribbled pipefish), 948 nucleotides. RefSeq names its product gastrula zinc finger protein XlCGF7.1-like. Bases 1 to 771 code for a protein of 256 amino acids. The transcript has 3 exons. Gene Ontology annotation, molecular function: RNA polymerase II cis-regulatory region sequence-specific DNA binding; DNA-binding transcription factor activity, RNA polymerase II-specific. Gene Ontology annotation, cellular component: nucleus. NCBI's taxonomy places the organism in Eukaryota, Metazoa, Chordata, Actinopteri, Syngnathiformes, Syngnathidae. The record is from RefSeq and is a predicted model, not a curated record. Gene Ontology annotation, biological process: regulation of transcription by RNA polymerase II.